This is a messenger RNA of Brenthis ino (lesser marbled fritillary), 270 nucleotides long. Lineage: Eukaryota; Metazoa; Arthropoda; Insecta; Lepidoptera; Nymphalidae. The record is from the annotation of a GenBank genome assembly.
AUGGAUUCUUUAUCUACGGGAUCUCUUAGUGGUGCACAAAAAGAGGAAUUAAUGGACCAGGUGAAACAACAAAUUGCAAUCGCAAACGCGCAAGAACUUCUGACAAAAAUGUCCGAAAAAUGUUUUAAAAAGUGUAUUAAUAAACCUGGUACAGCUUUAGACAAUUCUGAACAAAAAUGCAUAGCUAUGUGCAUGGACAGGUACAUGGAUUCCUGGAACCUUGUGUCACGAACUUACAGCAGUCGCAUCCAGCGAGAAAGAAACAACAUG